Cololabis saira (Pacific saury) is the source of this 1651-nucleotide messenger RNA. RefSeq names its product aquaporin-4. The transcript is spliced from 5 exons. The record is from RefSeq and is a predicted model, not a curated record. Gene Ontology annotation, molecular function: water channel activity. Gene Ontology annotation, cellular component: plasma membrane. NCBI's taxonomy places the organism in Eukaryota, Metazoa, Chordata, Actinopteri, Beloniformes, Belonidae. The coding region runs from base 28 to 816 and encodes 262 amino acids. Gene Ontology annotation, biological process: transmembrane transport.
CUACGUAGUCGGCAGUUCUGGAGUGCCAUGUUGGCAGAGCUGCUCGGCACCCUAUUGUUAGUGAGCGCCGUGUUGGGAGCCUCUGUUCCAGGGCCCGGGGAGGCCUCCGUGGGACCGCUGUAUCCAGCAGUGGCUGUGGGGGCUGUGAUUGUUGCACUAUGCCACUGUUUUGGAGAAAUCAGUGGAACACAGGUGAAUCCUGCUCUGACUCUGUCUCUCUUGGCCACGCGGAGGCUGGAUGUUUUGCGGGCCCUAGUGUAUAUCGCUGCUCAGUGUUUUGGAGCCUGUUUAGGAUCUUGGUUCCUCUACCUGGCCCUGCCCCUCAAAACCACUGCAGACCACUUUGUUAACAGGGUGCCCAUCGAACUAAGUGCAGCCCAAGCUCUGGGUGUUGAGGUUUUGUGCACCUUCCAGAUGGUCUUCACUGUCUUCUCAGUGGAGGAUCAACGGCGGAAGGAGAGCAUGGAACCAGGAAACCUGGCCAUUGGAUUUGCACACAGUGCUGGAGUCCUAAUAGGGGCCCGGUUCUCCGGUGCCAGUAUGAACCCAGCACGCUCUCUGGGUCCAGCCAUCAUCACUGGGUUCUGGGAAAACCACUGGGUGUAUUGGAUCGGCCCGGUGCUUGGUGCUUUACUCGCUGGUAUGUUGCACGAGUUCUUCUUUGCACGAAGCGCCUCUCGCCAGAAGCUGGUGGCCUGUUUGACCUGUAAGGACAUAGAGAUUGUUGAGACUGCCAGCAUGACUGGAUCAUCCCUGUCCACAGUCACGCAGAAUGCCAUGAGAGCCAAACAGGCCCACAAACAGGAGAACAACUGAAGACGCAUGCAUGAAAGGAUGCUGAAUAAAACACACAUCUAUACAGUUGAUAAAUCAGACCUGAUGGGGUUGGGGAUGAAUGGGAAAUAUGCAGUUGGAUUCAAUUUCUCAUCCACAAUAUCCUAUAUUAUACAAAAUAACACAGCAAUUGUCAAUGAUGCAAGUAUCAUUGUAUAAUCAGUAUCAUCAACACAGAGAAGAGGGAGAUAAAUCUCUAAAUUAAUAAUGUCACACUGCAGACGUAAGGACAAAAUAAAUGAAUAAAUGUUAAAAAGUAGUGGAAAGUGUACAUUUUAAUUUUCAUGUUUUUUAUAUUUCCAAAUUUAAGGAAGCCCUUUUCCAAGUAAGGAGAAGGUUGCAUUUUAAAUGAGUGCAUAUUGCUGCCAGUUUUCAGUGAUGCAGUAUUCAUUUCCACAUUCGCACAUCAUUAUGAUAUGUAAAACAGACUAAUUGAAAUCCUGCUGAAUAACACCCUCAUGUUCUCGUUGCACAUUGUGUUUUUGAAUGCUUUGAAAUGCUAAGAAGGUCCUUCCGCCGCUCCAGGGGUUCAAUGAUGCUCUCAAUCACUCCACCAUCUCUCUCAAGUCCGUCUCCCCUCUGAACUCCCCUAUUCACAAUCAAAUGGACCUCCAUACCUCUGUAAUCGCUCUACAGAAAGAACAUCUUCAGCUGGAACAAGCUUUGUAGUGUAAAAUGGAUACCAUGGGUGUAUGUGUUUAUGUGUGUGAAUACUGUUCGGAAAUGUGUUUGAAAAUUACGUUUCACUUUCAUGAAACCUUGAAUUGUUUGUAUUUGUUGCUAGAAACUGCCAUUUUUACCUUGUCCUGAAAUAAGU